This is a messenger RNA of Mercenaria mercenaria, 3208 nucleotides long. RefSeq names its product chitinase-like protein 3. Gene Ontology annotation, molecular function: chitinase activity; chitin binding. NCBI's taxonomy places the organism in Eukaryota, Metazoa, Mollusca, Bivalvia, Venerida, Veneridae. The record is from RefSeq and is a predicted model, not a curated record. Gene Ontology annotation, cellular component: extracellular region. The transcript has 9 exons. Gene Ontology annotation, biological process: carbohydrate metabolic process; chitin catabolic process. Bases 134 to 2407 code for a protein of 757 amino acids.
UACACGAAGAUGCAGACUGUCUUACGCUUGUCAGUAACGUCAAAGGAAGUAAUAAAUGAUGUCAGCUGAUUGAUUCACAUUGUAAGGAGUAGUGUAAAAUGGUUACCUGUGCAUUUUAAUGGAUAUGUGAAAGAUGAAAUCCUUACUUUUACUGCUGAUAAUUUUAGUCGAAGGUUCUUUUGGAUAUCGUGUAGUGUGUGUCUACACCAACUGGUCACAGUACAGGCCAGACGGCGGGAAGUUUUUGCCAGAAGAUGUGGAUGCCUCACUGUGCACACAUUUAAUAUACGUGUAUGCAAAACUGAAAGGGAAUAAGCUAGAGCCUACAGAAUGGAACGAUGAAGGGUCAUCAUGGAGUGAGGGCAUGUAUGGACGUGUCAACAACUUAAAGCAGUUAAAUCCUGAGUUGAAAACAUUACUUGGUGUAGGAGGUUGGAUGAUGGGCAGUAAGGACUUCAGUAAACUUGCAGCAGGUAGAAUAGCCAGAAAGAUAUUUGCCAAGACUACUGCAAAAUUCCUGAGAGACAGAAAUUUUGAUGGUCUGACCAUUGACUGGCAGCACCCGACAAAGAGAGGAGGCAAACCGAAAGAUAAAACUAACUUCUCAUUGCUCCUUCAGGAAAUCAGAAAAGCAUUUGAAGCCGAAAGUAGAAAAUCUGGUUUGCCUCGUUUACUUCUAACAACUGGCGUAUCGGCCAGUAGAAAUAUCAUCGAGGAAGGCUACGAAAUUGACAACAUAACUAAGUAUACUGAUUUCAUAAAUGUAAUGGCGUAUGAUUUGCAUGGUGCUUGGGAUAACUAUACUGGACAUCCAAGCCAGCUUUAUGCAAGAGAAGAAGAGUUCGGACCAUCAACAGAGAUCAAUGUGGAUGCUUCUAUGCGUUACUGGAUGUCAAAUGUUCCAGACCGGAGUAAGCUUAACCUGGGCGUUUCUACAUAUGGAAGGACUUUCACGUUGAGAAAAGCACGACAUAAUGAAUACAAUGUACCAACGACAGGCCCAGGAGUUGCCGGGGAGUUUACACAACAACCUGGCAUGCUUGCUUACUAUGAGCGUUGUUCCCAGUACGCAGAUGCACGAAGAGUUUGGGACGCGCCAAGCCAAGUUGCCUAUUGGUAUAGUGGAAAUCAGUGGAUUGCUGGCGAAGAUACAGAAAGUGUAAAAGCUAAGGUAAAUUGGAUGCGCUUUAACAAUAUUGGCGGUAUAAUGCUCUCUUCGCUAGACAUGGACGAUUUUACAGGAAUGUUUUGCACAGGGGAAAACUACCCGCUUUUAAAUACUAUCCACAAUCAACUUAUUGCACCGCUUCCUAAAACUCCCAGAUUGCGAACAAAUGAACGACCAAAGAUUAAACCGAUAGAUAUAACUAGAAAACCAUAUACCCUUCCGACCACAGAGGUCAUUCCUACGUUUCAAACGACGUAUUUUCUAUAUGAUACUACAACCUAUGAAACAACAACAGAAUUGACAACAGCAACAGCUAAAUCGAACCAUGGAAAUGAACAUUCGAAAAAAUCACUUAAACAAAUUGGAAAUAUCAUAAUAAUGGAUCGAAAAAACGUCGAAGCUACUCAAAUGAAAAACAAUCACCAACCAGGACGACAAGGGAAAACUGCCACUGACGAAUAUUUUGAAAGCUUGGCAUCGCGUAACAACCCGCUACCAAAUACUAGAAUUCGCAGUAAAAUUCAGGGUACAAAACUUGCAAAAAAUCCUCCUUCAGUUCCAUCCAAACAAAUUGAGGUCACUACGGUUUCCCAAGUACAGAAAAUGACAAAGCAAAAACCAACACCGAGUUCACUUCCAAACAUUUCAGAGCAAGAAUCAGAAUUGAGAAACUUCCUGAAAAAAGCUGCCGAUCUUCCUUCCCACCGUCUUAUUAACGGCAUAAUGAAACUUCUAGGACAAGGUGGGCAGACAAAAGAUAGGACUGUCAAAGGGAAAGAAAUCUUCCGACACGCUUCCGCAUCGAAAGCGGCAACGCCGACCAUAGCUACAGUUGCGACAACAACUGUACCACCGAUUCGAACACAUAAAAAUGAACCAGACAUGCUAAUUCCAGAUCUGAGAACAUCAGCAUUAGCGAACAAAAACAACAAACGACUCUUUACAAAUACAAGAGAAAUAAAUCAACCACUCAUUAACAUUAACAGAGAAAUUAUUUCCGGUAAUAAAAAGAAUGAUAGGUUGACUAAUGCCCAACUGAAUAGAAAUAAUGUGUUUGCUUUUGCAAGAGAGCCAGUUAAUGAAAAAGUAGGUAUAUCGACAUUGCCAAAAGUAAAAACAAGUGAAACUCAAAAGCGAAAACAGCUUGUACCUCCACCAUUUCCACUUCCUAACGGAAAGGAAGUCCGGCCAAGUAAACGUUUCCUAGACAUGAAAGAUCUUGGAUUUCUUUCACAAUAAAAAUAAAUGUUCUUUGUUCGAGAUGGUGUCUGACAUGAACAGCUGUUGUACGUUGUGAGUUCAUUUUGCUUGUAAACUGCUUUGUCAAGGUAUAAAAUAUAUUUCAUUACCAUCGACCGCCUUAUCUACUACUAUUUCAACAUGAAGCAGUGUUUUACUUUUAUCACAAAUGUUUGCAUCAAACGUCAUAGCGAUUUGUUCGAUGUGAUAUUUUAUCCAAAUCAGAACUGUAUUACAAAGAAAUAACUGUCAACAAAAUUUGACUUGAGGAUGAUAAUGAUUUGUAAAAAUUGAUUCAUGUUCUAGUUUAUUUUUUACAUGUAUAUAUUAGUGCUACUGUUAAUCUUUCAAAGGGGGUUUGAUACGCAUGUCGUUAUUGUAAAGAAUUGUAAAAGCAUUGUCAUGUAUCAUAAUAUUUAAAACUUUUUAUUUCUUAUAUAUUUUCAUGAAUUAUACUUCACAUGACCGGCGGUAGCAGUGAUCUUACCUGGUUCCAUACUAUAGAUAUUGACAUCACAUGUAUAUGACUUUUGCUAGGUUUUGUUUGUUUUGGUUUGGGUUAAACGCCGUUUUUCAACAGUAUUUCAGUGAUAUAACGGCGGGCAAUUAACCUAACCAGUGUUCCUGGAUUCUGUACCAGUACAAACCUGUUCUCCGCAAGUAACUGCCAACUUCCCACAUGAAUCAGAGGUGGAGGACCUAGAUCUACCUAGAUUUCGCACCAAAACCACAGAACCACUUCUUAGCUUGAAUAUAAUUGAUAUGAUUUUAUGUGUAAAUAAAGAUUGUAUACAAUUUUUA